Molecule: messenger RNA, 890 nt
Organism: Fomitiporia mediterranea MF3/22
Lineage: Eukaryota; Fungi; Basidiomycota; Agaricomycetes; Hymenochaetales; Hymenochaetaceae
Exons: 3
Coding region: 40-825 (261 amino acids)
Cellular component (GO): growing cell tip; plasma membrane; cell division site
Source: RefSeq, a predicted model, not a curated record
CGACGUUCUCAUCCCUCCAGCAGGACGCCGACCAGGGGAAUGGCAUUCUAUGGGAAAGCGUUCCUCGCCGAAAAGACGAAAAAACGCGUUCAUCGCCAUCAUAGAAAGAGGUACACUGUUCUAGUAGUCGCUGCUACCCUCUUAUUGCUGGCCGCCUUUAUUUUGCAACUCCUUGUCGCCCUGUCGCUUCCAAUCAUCAAGCCUGUGUACCUACUCGCCGUCGUGUCUACCAGAACAGAUGAGAUAGUGCCGACGAGCAUCGCUACACAGCUGCGAUUUGGAGUAUGGGGUUAUUGCGCAACAAGCGUUCUUGAGCUUCCAACAUUAUUCACUAACAAUGGCGAAUGCUCGAACCCUCGACUUGGCUAUGAGGUCGAUCCCGGGAUUCUCGCACUGACUGGCCAAACCGAACUGCUCGAAAUCGUAUUAAAGGGGCUGGUCGUUGUUCUCGUGCUGCAUCCCAUCUGUGCUGCACUCAGCCUUCUCGCAUUGCUGCCGGCACUCUUCUCAUGCAUCCAUGCAUUUGCAAUAUGUAGUCUCGUGUGGACAGGAGCUGCAGCGCUUCUCGCGACCGUCAGCACUGCAGCGGAUAUCGCAAUCGUAGCUAUCGCUAUGAACAAGGUCGGCACUGUCACGACAUUUGACUUCGAGGUUCGGUGGGGCAAUGCACCGUGGAUGAGUUUAGUCGCAACUAUCUUCCUUUGGAUUGUUGUUAUUCUGCAGUCGAUAACGGUGUGCGGAUGCUGCGGUGUCAGCCGCAAGUUAUGGACGCGUAUUGAUAGCUCUGGUAAUGAAGUUGGGACGAAAGAGGUUAAGGGAUUUUAGUAAUUUACGACACUAUAUGACCAUGACAUCACGAUUUGGUUAUGAAUUUCAACAAGCAGUCUACC